AUGUUGUCGGCGACACUCAAGAAUGGGGAGCCGUUUAGUCCGGCCAAGGUUCACCCGCUCCUGUCCCCACAGGCGGCCAGUUCAAGUUUCUCCGACCGCGACCUUAACCCCGUCGAUGCCGAUGCCUCAUUUAAUAAUCCCACCCGCCCAGAGUCUCCACAGCCUCCGCAGACCAGCGUCCACUGCCCCCAGGACGCGCCGUAUAAUGCAUCGGUAGUAACCACAGAAAUUGGCGGUACGCCCGCUGUAACACAACACCCAGCCAGUCUGACAUCGGACGAAUCCUCCCGCAAAGAAGACCCCACCGCUAUCAGCAAGUCCUCCUCCAUCGAGAACCUCUCCGUCCUCCCGCGCAUCCCGUCUUUUGGUGAGAACCGCGUUCGGAAGCACCGCAAGAACGCGCAAUCAAUCGACUCCGCGAUACCCCGCCAGACUCUUCUUAAGGCGUUACAGUCUCGGCCUCCGCCUUCGUCGGCGACACAACAGUCCAUGGAUUCCGUCAUGGAAGGCUCAGAGAACGGAGGGAAGAAUGCGCGAUCAAAGAGCAUCACUCAUUCGCAACUUGCAAAAGCGCUUUCCGAACUUGAAUUGCACUCUGCGGACCUUUCUGCAAGCAAGAUGGCUGCGCUCGCAUCGCCAUGCUUUUUCCAUAAGAAGUUUGACAAGGCUGUGAACCUGGGAAAGGUCAUGGAAGAGAUGUCCGAGGAUGACACAAUAUCGCAUUCAAGACUCGUGCAGACUGCGAACAGUGUCCGUGAGGUAUCGAAGCAACUGCAACGUCGACCCAUCAAGAUGACGGUACGCAAUGUCAUGAUUGUUACCAAGGCUCGUGACAACAACCUUGUAUACCUUACGCGCGAGUUGGCGGAAUGGCUCAUGACUACCUCGCGCUACGGCUCAGACAUUGGAGUGAACGUCUACGUAGACCACAAGCUGCGCAAGUCGAAGCGCUUCGAUGCUGCCUCUUUGCUAGCCAAAGACAAACGCUACGAGAAUAUGCUUCGUUGGUGGACACCAGACCUGUGCUGGGAAACCCCAGAGAUCUUCGAUCUUGUUCUUACUCUUGGUGGAGACGGCACCGUACUUUUCACCUCGUGGCUCUUCCAGCGCAUCGUACCGCCGAUUCUGUCUUUCUCGCUCGGCAGCCUUGGUUUCCUUACAAACUUCGAAUUCGCGCAGUACAGGCCAGCGCUCGACAAGAUCAUGUGCGAGACUGGUAUGCGUGUGAAUCUGCGCAUGCGCUUCACCUGCACAGUAUACCGCUACCAGAAGAACGUUGCCCAAGGAUCACCUCAGCACAUCGAAGCUGAACAAUUCGAGGUACUCAACGAGCUUGUCAUUGACCGCGGCCCAUCACCCUACGUCUCGAACCUCGAGCUCUACGGCGAUAACAACCUGCUUACCGUUGUGCAAGCAGACGGUGUUAUCUUCUCGACGCCUACCGGUUCAACAGCAUACUCGCUCUCUGCAGGUGGCUCUCUCGUGCAUCCGGAUAUUCCCGCUAUCCUCCUGACACCCAUCUGCCCGCAUACUCUCUCCUUCCGCCCCAUGCUGCUUAACGACAGCAUGCUCCUCCGUAUCGCAGUACCUCUCAAGUCACGGGCUACCGCCUACUGCGCCUUCGACGGCAAGGGCCGUGUCGAACUCCGUCAAGGCGACCACGUCACCAUCGCCGCUUCGCAGUACCCAUUUCCUACCGUACUCUCGCAGCCAACCGAAUGGUUCGAUAGCAUCAGCCGCACACUACGAUGGAACUCGCGCGGUGCGACACAGAAGGCCUGGGAUGGCGACGAUGACGAAGAGACUGAGGAAGAGAAGGAGCCCGAUUUUGACAUCGACUUUGACAACGACGACGUCGAUCGCGAUUCCGGAUACAGCGCUGAAGGUAGCACUGUCGAUGGCAGGGGAAGCCCAAUAAGAAAGGGUGUAGUGCUACCCUUCUUGUAG
This is a messenger RNA of Alternaria postmessia, 1947 nucleotides long. RefSeq lists its product as uncharacterized. Bases 1 to 1947 code for a protein of 648 amino acids. The transcript has a single exon. Gene Ontology annotation, molecular function: NAD+ kinase activity. The record is from RefSeq and is a predicted model, not a curated record. NCBI's taxonomy places the organism in Eukaryota, Fungi, Ascomycota, Dothideomycetes, Pleosporales, Pleosporaceae. Gene Ontology annotation, biological process: NADP+ biosynthetic process; NAD+ metabolic process.